GCAUCACUUCCCGUGGCGCUGCACAGACGUACACAACCCGCGGUGUUGCAACAUCCUCCUCCGUGCACAACAUGUCUACUUUCUGCUUCCAGACGCAGUUAGUGGCCAUCAUGGACGCGCUGUCCAAAGCAGCGGUAAUGGAGAUCGGCAAGCUGGUGGAAAUUGAGUCGAAGAUGCUGAAAAUCGAGAUCACCCGCGGGCGAAACGAGAUCGUGUCCCUGACCGAGAAGCUCCAUCUGAUGGAGAAGUUGCUGCAGCUGGCCCAGAGAGGCAGCCAGGACGCGGUGAUCGGCUUGGAGGGCUCGGUGCUGAUGGAGCCCGACUGGACCGCGCGUGUGACUCAGAGUGACAACACAAGCUCAUCCGCCGUGGUCAAAGAAGAACAGCGACCGACACCCGACCCUCCUCAAUCCACGCAAGAGCUGCCCGAACUGUUGCCCGUGAAACAUGAGCCACAAGAGGUGGAGCAUGGAGACUCUGAAGAGCAGACAACAUCUGAAAAUAACACCCAGAAAAGUCCAGGCGUGAGCCAGGAUUCGAGCCAUCGCCUUCAGUCAGUUUUCCCCGACUCCUUCGUGAACGCAUCGCCAUCCUUCCUGGCACCUGCGAGUAGAGUCCCACAGUGGCAUCGGCAUCUUACCCCCGGACACACGCACCAAGAAUCUGCCAAAAUCCUACCCCAAAAUGUUGCCCAGCCACUCCGGAGCGUGAAGACGCACAACUUUAGGAAUUCGGCCGCCAAGAGGUUUGGCUGCCUGCAGUGCGGCAAGAGCUUCCGGUGCUACAGCCAGCUGGAAAUACACCAGAGGAGUCACACGGGAGAGAAGCCUUUUAGGUGCACGCUUUGUGGGAAGAGAUAUGCGCAAAAGGGACAUUUGUACACACACCAGCGCACUCACACGGGGGAGAAGCCCUACCGCUGUCCCAUCUGCGGAAAGGGCUUCAUUCAGAAAUGCACCCUCGACAUGCACCAGCGAACACACACCGGAGAGAAACCCUAUGUUUGCGUGCAAUGCGGGAAGGGUUUCACGAAGAACUGCAACCUGAAGAAGCACCUUUUAGUACACCUGGAUUCAGAUUUGCAAGUUUAUGGCAAUCCGUCAACGUGAGGGGAAGCUUUCCUCACCCGGAAAAUGGACUGAAAACAAAAAUGACAAUAAGAAAGUUAUUAAUACAACAAUAUAACAUGAUAUGUUCAACAGUUUAAAUGAAACAAACUAUUGUGUAUGAAGAGUUAUUUAGUAGUUGUUGUUUUGCUGUCAAUAAAGGUACAUUUUUAAAGCAAAUAAACUCUUUCAAUUAUUACAA
Nerophis ophidion (straightnose pipefish) is the source of this 1308-nucleotide messenger RNA. RefSeq names its product zinc finger protein 79-like. Lineage: Eukaryota; Metazoa; Chordata; Actinopteri; Syngnathiformes; Syngnathidae. The transcript has 4 exons. Gene Ontology annotation, molecular function: DNA-binding transcription factor activity; RNA polymerase II cis-regulatory region sequence-specific DNA binding. Gene Ontology annotation, biological process: regulation of transcription by RNA polymerase II. The coding region runs from base 72 to 1109 and encodes 345 amino acids. The record is from RefSeq and is a predicted model, not a curated record.